AACAAACAAUUUACAAUAGAAAUGGUAAAAAACGAACCGAAUUUUGUUGUUGAGCGCAUUGUGGACAAGCGUAUCACUGCGGAAGGCAAAGUAGAGUAUUUCAUUAAGUGGCGUGGCUAUCCAUCCGGGGACAAUACCUGGGAGCCGGAGGAAAACUGUGACUGCCCAGCUCUCAUACAAAAGUUCGAGGAGUCGCGAGCUAAAUCUAAGAAGCGCGGUGAAAAGAAACCUAAAUGUGAGGAAAUACAGAAGCCGCGCGGCUAUGAGCGUGGUUUGGAACUGGCUGAGAUCAUGGGCGCAACCGACGUUACCGGAGAAAUAAAGUACCUCGUCAGAUGGCAAUAUUGUGACGAGUUCGAUUUAGUGCCAAGCAGCCAGGUAUCUGAGAAGGAUCCGCAAAUGCUUAUUGAAUAUUAUCAGAAGAUGGCACCCUACACUGGCAACAUCAGUAAGCGCAUGCAAGGCGUUCCAGAGGAAUUGCGCGCAGUAGCGGCACAAACUGGCUACGCUGUCAGCAGUGCACCCACGGAUGCAGUAGAGCCAACCGUAUGCAACGUCGAGCCCGAACAGAUGCCGGCCUUGGAACCAAAACAAGCACCCAUAGAGUUGGCCGUGCCCCAGGAAGAAGCGACUGAUACUGAUAUGGACAAUGUUGGUGUUUCCUACUCUAUACCCGUACCGGGCGUGGGUAACAUUGCCAUUGACGUCCCCAUGGUCGAUAAUUGAUUUCAAAGAAUUACUUGAGUAUACAUUAAAGAAAUUUUGUAACUAUAUUA
This is a messenger RNA of Drosophila novamexicana, 776 nucleotides long. RefSeq names its product chromobox protein homolog 1 (gene HP1c). NCBI's taxonomy places the organism in Eukaryota, Metazoa, Arthropoda, Insecta, Diptera, Drosophilidae. The record is from RefSeq and is a predicted model, not a curated record. The transcript has a single exon. Gene Ontology annotation, biological process: chromatin organization; negative regulation of transcription by RNA polymerase II. Bases 22 to 726 code for a protein of 234 amino acids. Gene Ontology annotation, cellular component: pericentric heterochromatin; nucleus. Gene Ontology annotation, molecular function: chromatin binding.